Molecule: messenger RNA, 6552 nt
Organism: Penaeus monodon (black tiger shrimp)
Lineage: Eukaryota; Metazoa; Arthropoda; Malacostraca; Decapoda; Penaeidae
Product: DNA-directed RNA polymerase II subunit RPB1-like
Exons: 14
Coding region: 157-5709 (1850 amino acids)
Biological process (GO): transcription by RNA polymerase II
Cellular component (GO): RNA polymerase II, core complex
Molecular function (GO): DNA binding
Source: RefSeq, a predicted model, not a curated record
CCAGUACAGGCAGGGGAGAGACCAACAACACACGUCUCUCCCGAUCUCCUCCAGACACAGAAAUACCACAAUUUUUUUUUACUUUUUUCUUGAGAAGAAAGAAGGUGCAUAAGAGACACACGAGAAAAGGCUUUGACCCAGGCCGCCCUCGACAAAAUGGCCGGCUUGGAGAGCAAGGCGCCGCUGCGGCCGGUCAGGAGGGUCCAGUUCGGUAUUCUCAGUCCGGACGAAAUCCGCCGCAUGUCCGUGACCGAGGGCGGGAUCAUGUUUUCCGAAGUCUACGAGAAUGGGCGGCCGAAGUUGGGCGGCCUCAUGGACCCUCGUCAAGGCUGUUUGGACAGGAACACCCGUUGUACCACAUGCGCGGGCAACAUGGCCGAUUGUCCGGGUCAUUUCGGCCACAUGGACCUUGCCAAACCGGUCUACCACGUUGGGUUUCUCACCAAGACCAUGAAGAUUCUCCGAUGCGUGUGCUUCUAUUGCAGCAAGUUGCUUUAUAACACGCAACACCCAAAAGUUCGCGAGAUCGUCACCAAGUCGAAGGGUCAGCCUCGGAAGCGCCUCCUGCACGUCUACAACCUGUGCAAGGGCAAGAUGAUCUGCGAAGGAGGCGACGAAGUGGACAUCGUGAAGGAGCCCGAGGACGUCGGCCAGCACCCUCACCACCCUCACCACCCUCACCACACCGCCCAGCUCCGGAAGGCAACCACGGGCGGCCACGGGGGUUGUGGGCGGUACCAGCCGAACGUGAAGAGGGUGGGACUCGACCUGAUUGCCGAGUGGAAGCACGUCAACGAAGACACUCAGGAGAAGAAGCAGACCCUCUCAGCAGAGAGGGUCUACGAGAUCUUCAAGCAUAUUUCAGACGAGGACUGCUACCUGCUGGGCAUGGACCCCCGCUACGCGCGCCCCGAUUGGAUGAUCCUGACGGUGCUGCCCGUGCCGCCGCUGCCCGUGCGCCCCGCCGUCGUGAUGUACGGCUCGGCGCGCAACCAGGACGACCUCACGCACAAGCUCUCCGACAUCAUCAAGGCCAACAACGAGCUCCUGCGCAACGAGCAGAGCGGGGCGGCCGCGCACGUCAUCGUCGAGAACAUCAAGAUGCUGCAGUUCCACGUGGCCACCAUGACGGACAACGACAUGCCCGGCAUGCCCAGGGCGCUGCAGAAGUCCGGGCGGCCGCUCAAGGCCCUCAAGUCGCGCCUCAAGGGCAAGGAGGGCAGGAUCCGCGGCAACCUAAUGGGCAAGAGGGUCGACUUCUCCGCCAGGACCGUCAUCACCGCCGACCCCAACCUCAGGAUCGACCAGGUGGGCGUCCCGAGGUCCAUCGCGCAGAACCUCACCUACCCAGAGAUCGUCACGCCCUUCAACAUGACCAAGAUGAUGGAACUAGUGAAACGCGGCAAUAACCAGUACCCGGGCGCCAAGUACAUCGUGCGGGACAACGGGGCCCGGAUCGACCUGCGUUACCACCCGAAGCCCUCCGACCUCCAUUUACAGUGCGGGUAUCGGGUCGAACGUCACAUCACGGACGGCGACCUCAUCAUUUUCAAUCGGCAACCCACACUUCAUAAGAUGUCUAUGAUGGGGCAUAGGGUGAAGGUCCUCCCUUGGUCCACGUUUCGCAUGAACCUCUCUGUGACGUCACCUUACAACGCGGACUUCGACGGUGAUGAGAUGAAUCUGCACGUCCCCCAGAGCAUGGAGACGCGAGCCGAGAUUGAGAACUUGCAUUUGACGCCCAGGAUGGUUGUUACGCCACAGUCCAACAGGCCUGUCAUGGGUAUUGUGCAAGAUACCCUCACGGCCGUUCGGAAGAUGACGAAAAGGGACGUGUUUUUGGAGAAGUCGGAGAUGAUGGACUUGCUUAUGUUCCUUCCAAUCUGGGACGGAAGGAUGCCCCAUCCGGCCAUCCUCAAACCCAAGCCCCUGUGGACCGGGAAACAACUCUUCUCUCUCAUUAUUCCCGGUAAUAUUAAUGUAGUGAAGACCCACGCGACACACCCUGACGACGAGGAUGACGGCCCGUAUAAGUGGAUCUCGCCGGGAGACACUAAGGUCCUGGUGGAGCACGGCGAGCUGAUCAUGGGCAUCCUGUGCAAGAAGACGCUGGGCGCGUCGUCGGGCUCCAUGAUGCACUUGGCGUGGAUGGAGCUCGGCCACGAGAUCGCCGGCCGCUUCUACGGCAACAUCCAGACGGUGGUGAACAACUGGCUGCUGCUGGAGGGCCACAGCAUCGGCAUCGGCGACACCAUCUCGGACCCGAACACGUACCGCGUGAUCCAGAACACCAUCAAGAAGGCCAAGGAGGACGUGAUCGAGGUGAUCCACAAGGCGCACAACGACGAGCUCGAGCCCACGCCGGGCAACACGCUCCGCCAGACGUUCGAGAACCAGGUGAACCGCAUCCUCAACGACGCCCGUGACAAGACGGGCGGCUCGGCCAAGAAGUCCCUCACGGAGUACAACAACCUGAAGGCCAUGGUGGUGGCGGGCUCCAAGGGCUCCAACAUCAACAUCUCGCAGGUGAUCGCGUGCGUGGGCCAGCAGAACGUCGAGGGCAAGCGCAUCCCCUUCGGCUUCCGCAAGCGGACGCUGCCGCACUUCAUCAAGGACGACUACGGGCCCGAGUCGAGGGGCUUCGUCGAGAACUCGUACCUGGCCGGCCUCACGCCCUCCGAGUUCUACUUCCACGCCAUGGGCGGCCGCGAGGGCCUCAUCGACACGGCCGUCAAGACCGCCGAGACAGGCUACAUCCAGCGGCGUCUGAUCAAGGCCAUGGAGAGCGUGAUGGUAAACUACGACGGCACCGUCAGGAACAGCGUGAGCCAGGUCAUCCAGCUCCGGUACGGCGAGGACGGCCUCGCCGGAGAGUUCGUCGAGUUCCAGAACCUGCCCACCAUCAAGCUGUCGACGCGCCGCUUCGAGGACCGCUACCGCUUCGACAUCUCCAACGAGAGGUACCUCCGGAAGCUGUUCACGGAGGAGGUGGUCAGGGACGUCCUCGGCUCGCCCGACGCCAUCACCAGCCUCGAGACCGAGUGGCAGAGGCUGCAGGAGGACCGGCAGAUCCUUCGGCAGGUGUUCACGAAGGGCGACUCCAAGGUGGUCCUCCCGUGCAACCUGGACCGCAUGAUCUGGAACGUGCAGAAGAUCUUCCACAUCAACAAGCGCACCCAGACGGACCUCUCGCCGGUGCGGGUCGUCGACGGCGUCAAGAGGAUGCUCGACAGGUGCAUCGUCGUCAGCGGGAACGACCGGAUCAGUCGUCAGGCGAACGAAAACGCCACGCUGCUGUUCCAGUGUCUCGUGAGGUCGACCUUAUGCACGAAGAAGGUGGCGGAGGAAUACAGGUUGACGGUCGAGGCUUUCAACUGGCUGGUCGGCGAGAUCGAGACGCGGUUCAACCAGGCGCUUGCCUCCCCCGGCGAGAUGGUGGGCGCCCUUGCCGCGCAGUCACUGGGCGAACCCGCAACUCAGAUGACCCUCAACACUUUCCAUUUCGCCGGCGUCUCCUCCAAGAACGUCACCCUGGGCGUGCCGCGUCUCAAGGAGAUCAUCAACAUCAGCAAGAAGCCGAAGGCGCCGUCGCUCACCGUGUUCCUCUUGGGCGCCGCUGCCAGGGACGCUGAGAAGGCGAAGAACGUGCUGUGCCGGAUGGAGCAUACCACGCUGAAGAAGGUAACCUCGAACACUGCCAUUUACUACGACCCGGACCCCCAAAACACAGUCAUCGUUGAGGACCAAGAAUUCGUUAACGUUUACUACGAAAUGCCCGAUUUCGACGUCUCACGAAUCUCCCCUUGGCUUCUGCGCAUCGAACUCGAUAGGAAAAAGAUGACAGACAAGAAGCUGACGAUGGAGCAGAUUUCGCAGAAGAUCAACUCCGGCUUUGGCGACGACCUCAACUGCAUCUUCAACGACGACAACGCUGAGAAACUCGUGCUCCGAAUCCGGAUCAUCGUGGGGGAUGACAAGCUUUCGGACGACGCGGAAGAGCAGGUGGACAAGAUGGAAGACGACACGUUCCUGCGGUGCAUCGAGGCCAACAUGCUGAACGACCUGACGCUGCAGGGCAUCGAGUCCAUCUCGAAGGUGUACAUGCACCUGCCGCAGACGGACGAGAAGAAGCGCAUCGUGAUCAACGAACAGGGCGAGUUCAAGGCCAUCGCCGAGUGGCUGCUGGAGACGGACGGCACGGCGCUCAUGAAGGUGCUGUCGGAGCGCGACGUGGACCCCAUCCGCACGUCCUCCAACGACAUCCUCGAGGUGUUCGAGGUGCUGGGCAUCGAGGCCGUGCGCAAGUGCAUCGAGAAGGAGAUGAACGCCGUGCUCAUGUUCUACGGCCUGUACGUCAACUACCGCCACCUGGCCCUGCUGUGCGACGUCAUGACGAGCAAGGGCCAUCUCAUGGCCAUCACGCGCCACGGCAUCAACCGCCAGGACACGGGCGCCCUCAUGAAGUGCUCGUUCGAGGAGUCGGUGGACGUGCUGAUGGAGGCGGCGUCGCACGCCGAGGUGGACCCCAUCCGCGGCGUGUCCGAGAACAUCAUGCUGGGCCAGCUGCCGCGCCUGGGCACCGGCUCCUUCGACCUGGUGCUCGACGACGACAAGUGCAAGCUGGGCAUGGAGAUCCCCAUGCCGGGCACGGGCAUGGUCAUGGCCGGCAGCCUGUUCGGCGCCGCGUCGCCGUCGUCCGCCCUCACGCCGGCGCAGACGCCCUGGGCCACGGCCUCCACGCCCUCCAUGUCGCCCUACGGCGGCUGGACCCCCGGCGUGGGCAGCGGCAUGACCCCGGGCGGCCCCGCCUUCUCGCCGACCGUCACCGACGCGGGCCUGUCGCCGGGCUACUCCCCCGCGUGGUCGCCGCAGCCCGGCAGCCCCGGGUCGCCGGCCGCCGCCAUGAGCCCCUACUUCCCCAGCCCCGCCAGCGCGCUCUCGCCCUCCUACUCGCCCUCCUCCCCCGCCUACCAGCCCGCCUCGCCCAGCCUCACCCCCGCCUCGCCCGGCUACUCCCCGACCUCCCCGACCUACAGCCCCACCAGCCCCCAGUACUCGCCCACCUCGCCCUCCUACUCGCCCACCUCGCCCUCCUACUCGCCCACCUCGCCCUCCUACUCCCCGACCUCCCCUUCGUACUCCCCGACCUCCCCCUCGUAUUCCCCGACCUCCCCCUCGUACUCCCCGACUUCCCCGAGCUACGCCCCGAAUUACUCCCCUUCCUCGCCGGGCUACUCCCCGACAAGCCCUUCCUACUCCCCGACCUCGCCGUCUUACUCCCCGACUUCGCCCCAGUACUCCCCCGCCUCCCCUUCCUACUCGCCCUCCUCGCCCAAAUACUCCCCGACCAGCCCGACCUACUCGCCGACCUCGCCCUCCUACUCGCCCUCCUCGCCCAAAUACUCCCCGACCUCUCCCCACUACUCCCCGACCUCGCCUUCCUACUCCCCGACCUCCCCGACGUACUCUCCCUCUAGCCCCCAGUACAGCCCGAGCAGCCCGAAAUACAGCCCGACCAGCCCGACUUAUAGCCCGAGCAGCCCGAAAUAUAGCCCGACCAGCCCGACUUACAGCCCGACCACGCCAGGCUAUAGCCCGACAUCGCCGAUUUAUUCGCCGAGUUUCGAAAAAGAGGAAGAGGAAGAGGAAGAGGAAGAGGCGGAGGAAGAGGAACAGAGCAAGAAACAGAAGAAGAAAGGAAAGCGUUAGAGAGAAGGAAAAAAUGAAGAAAAAGAAAUAUAUAUAAAUAUGUACGGAAUAUAUAUUAUAUUUAUCUAUAUUCUUUUUUUUUAUCGUAUUUUUCCUAUUUCUUAUCUUCUUAUUUUUUAUUCGUAUUUUUUAAAUCUCAUAUUUCUCAUGCAUUUGUCUUAUUAGUGAACAUAAUUAAUAUCUCCAUUAUUAUUUUUUUAAUAUGGAAUUAAUGACAUGAGAAAAUAAAUGACAAGAGUUAAUGACAAGAGAAUUAAUUAAUUAAUUAAUUAAUGACAAGAGAAAAUAAACCCUCAUAAUGGGUAAUAAUCCACGAUAAUUAAUUUUGUGUUUUUCCUUCUUCUGCUAUUUUCAGGGUCUACGAUAAAGCAUUUAUAAUAAUCGACUUUUUUUUGUAAAUAGCAAAUUAUAUUAUGAUGAUAUAAUAAUAUCAUAAUGAUAGAGUUAUAAGAAUGAAUAUGAAAGUUUCAGGAUUCUUUUUUUUAAUCAGAUUUUCAGAAUAUUUGUUGGUAAUAUUAAGGGAUCGAAAUGAAUUGGAGAAAUAAACCAAAAUGUGAAUUUUAAUCAUUUGAAAUAUGUUCGUAAAAAACACCGUUUGUGAAAAUAACCUUCUUUGUUUUUAGCUGAAUUAAAUCAAGAACAUGUAUAUAUAUUUUGUUAUUUAUUUAUCACUAUCUUACUUAUCUUGAAAAAAAAGUCUAUUGCUUAUUUUUCAAACCGAGAUUGUUGUAACAGUGUUGUGAAUGUAGUAUUAUAGCAGGGAUGUGAGAUGUGAAUACAUAUGUAUUAAUAACCGGAAUGUUGGAUUUUUGGUAAAUUUUAAGAUAAAGGUGACUUUACAUA